ACUCGUCAGUUGCAUUGCAUAUAUGAUACAUAUAUAAAUUUUAGCCGAAACCAAUUGGAAAGCACAGAGAGAGUGAGAGAGUGGCUGUGAUUCGCUUCAUCUCACCACUAUUGUGUCCUCAUCUGAAUCCACUCUCUCUCUCUCUCUCUCUUCUCUCAACCACACCUAUCUCUCCAUCCCGUCCUCUUCACACUCCAACACUCAAAGGGUUGGUGGAUGGUGUGUGUGUUUUUGUCCCAUAUAAGCAAUCUCGUGUGGUUCUGAAUCCCCGAAGAUUCGAUUCCCUUUUGCUUGUUCACAGAUUCAAUUUCUCAUUUCUUCCCCUCAAAACCAUCACAUAAAGGCAACACUCACCAAACUCAUUUUUUCAAUUUCUGGACCAUCUGGGGGUCUUAAUUACUUGAGAGGUUUUGCUUUGCUUUUGGGUGCCACCCAGUAUUUGUCAAAUGGGGGAAGUAGUCAAGGACUUGACCGCCGGGACUGUUGGAGGGGCAGCACAGUUAGUAUGUGGGCACCCAUUUGAUACAAUAAAGGUUAAACUCCAAAGCCAGCCUAAUCCACUCCCUGGACAACCUCCCAAGUUCUCAGGUGCUAUUGAUGCUGUCAAGCAGACAUUAGCUGCUGAAGGCGCAGGGGGUCUCUACAAAGGUAUGGGAGCUCCACUUGCCACUGUGGCAGCCUUCAAUGCUGUCCUCUUUGCGGUAAGAGGCCAAAUGGAGACGUUGUUGAGGUCUCAACCUGGUGCCCCACUUACAGUGGGCCAGCAGGUCAUUUGUGGGGCUGGGGCUGGAGUAGCUGUGUCCUUUCUAGCAUGCCCCACUGAGUUGAUCAAGUGCAGGUUGCAAGCCCAGAGUGCAAUGGGUGAUAGUGGCUCAGUGGGUGCCACAGUGAAGUACGGAGGACCAUUGGAUGUGGCCAAGCAGGUACUUAGAUCAGAAGGGGGUACGAGGGGUCUCUUCAAGGGCUUGGUUCCGACUAUGGCACGCGAAAUACCUGGAAAUGCUGCACUGUUUGGUGCCUAUGAAGCACUUAAGCAGUUCUUUGCUGGAGGCCAGGACACUUCUGGCUUGGGAAGAGGCUCUUUAAUUGUGGCUGGAGGCUUGGCUGGAGCAGCUUUCUGGGCCUCUGUCUACCCUACUGAUGUUGUCAAGAGUGUAAUUCAGGUAGAUGAUUACAAAAAUCCGAAGUUUUCGGGCUCAAUUGAUGCGUUUAGAAAGAUCCUGGCCUCAGAGGGAGUCAAAGGCCUCUACAGGGGCUUUGGACCAGCUAUGGCUAGAAGUGUUCCAGCCAAUGCAGCGUGCUUCUUGGCAUACGAGGUUACAAGGUCGAGUUUGGGAUGAUAAUUUGGGGCUUUUUGGUGGUUUUGAACUUAAUGAUUUCAGUCAUCUUCAUUUCCUGAUGCAGAAGCCAUUUUUCUAUACAUUGAACUUGUGGUUCGGUACUAGGAUCCUCCACACUUUGUAAUAACAGCUCUGUUGCCGGAGGAAACAUUCUUUUACCAAUCAUAUUGCGUUCACUGAUUUUUUGUGCGUCA
Prunus persica (peach) is the source of this 1534-nucleotide messenger RNA. RefSeq names its product mitochondrial carnitine/acylcarnitine carrier-like protein. The coding region runs from base 447 to 1340 and encodes 297 amino acids. The record is from RefSeq and is a predicted model, not a curated record. Gene Ontology annotation, biological process: mitochondrial L-ornithine transmembrane transport. The transcript is spliced from 4 exons. Lineage: Eukaryota; Viridiplantae; Streptophyta; Magnoliopsida; Rosales; Rosaceae. Gene Ontology annotation, molecular function: L-ornithine transmembrane transporter activity.